Messenger RNA from Mucor velutinosus, 537 nucleotides. RefSeq lists its product as uncharacterized. The record is from RefSeq and is a predicted model, not a curated record. The coding region runs from base 1 to 537 and encodes 178 amino acids. Lineage: Eukaryota; Fungi; Mucoromycota; Mucoromycetes; Mucorales; Mucoraceae. The transcript has a single exon.
AUGCCAGAACUACCAACUGCAAAGACCGACACACCCUUGCUCACCCCAUCCGAUAUCACAACACAGCAGCCCAACACACCCGAUCUAAGUAACCCAUUUGCGUAUGCAGGAAAUCCCAUCCAACCAGCACUGUCAACAGAGCAAGAUACGAUCCCAUUGAACAAUGAAAACGCUACCACCGCCUUUAACAGCCCCAUUUCGUCCAACACGACAGAUCCUGAAGUAGUCAAACUAAAGAGCUCCAUUUGGAAAAAGGCUGGACAGCUUCAAUCCGCCAUUGGAUCGCUUACAGGUUUAGAGAGUUGGCAAACAUCGGGAAGAAAAACAGAACAAGACGCAGAAAGGGAGCGCAGGGAGGCAGAAGAUAGAUUAAAUCAAGGAGAAGCUAGCAGAGUGCAUGGAGAGUACGAGCGGUUGAUGGGCUAUGUCAAUUAUGCCAUAGGACAUGUUGCCGGUGACUCAGAGAUGCAAUCCAAGGCGAGUGAGCGAGCAGAGCAUGGUGCAGCUGAAGUAGAUAGAAGUAUAAGCAAACGUUGA